Molecule: messenger RNA, 390 nt
Organism: Penicillium malachiteum
Lineage: Eukaryota; Fungi; Ascomycota; Eurotiomycetes; Eurotiales; Aspergillaceae
Gene: ccpA
Product: protein ccpA
Exons: 1
Coding region: 1-390 (129 amino acids)
Source: RefSeq, a predicted model, not a curated record
AUGCUCGCCCUGGGUCCUAUCACUGUCCAGGCCGGCAUGCCUAUUGCCAGCGUUGAGUUCCAAUCUUGGGAGAAAUGCGACGUGGGUGCUCCAGCUCUCGGUGAGCCCAAGUUCAAGGCUUCAAUCACCGCUACCCCCGUGACUUGCGACAAGACCACCGUGAACCGUGACUGGAGCAUCGACAAUUUCGCCUUCAAGGCCAUUCUUGACACCAAGGAUGCCCACUUCUGCUCUGGUGUCACCGUCUGGAACAACGACAAGUGUUCUGGAGAACCAGACUACUUCCUCCCACUCGAUGGCAAGCCUGUUGUUCAGGGCCAAUGUCUCCCUGAUUUCCUGGAUGCUGGAUUCCUCUCUGUCCGACUUGAGUGUGAUUUCUUCGGUGCUUAA